AUGUACUCGCUGUUUCUGCUGAGUUGCCUUCUCAACACUGUAUAUGAAACUAGAGAAGAACUGUUCUUGGGAACAUGCGACAGUAGAGGUGUUGGCGGAGUUGGCGUCCACGUCAGCACGAGUAUGGUAAAGAGCAUCGACUCUUUCGAAGAACUUACGACCCGAAUCGGACGACUGCGGAUGAGAAGAUGUGGUCCAACACCAGCUUUGACUAUCUUCGUCGCUUACGCUCCAACAUCAAGCUACGAAGAAGAAGUCGAAGCCUUCUAG
Necator americanus (New World hookworm) is the source of this 270-nucleotide messenger RNA. RefSeq lists its product as uncharacterized. The transcript has a single exon. The record is from RefSeq and is a predicted model, not a curated record. The coding region runs from base 1 to 270 and encodes 89 amino acids. NCBI's taxonomy places the organism in Eukaryota, Metazoa, Nematoda, Chromadorea, Rhabditida, Ancylostomatidae.